This is a messenger RNA of Drosophila nasuta, 498 nucleotides long. Its product is annotated as mitochondrial intermembrane space import and assembly protein 40-B. The record is from RefSeq and is a predicted model, not a curated record. Gene Ontology annotation, biological process: protein import into mitochondrial intermembrane space. Gene Ontology annotation, molecular function: protein-disulfide reductase activity. Gene Ontology annotation, cellular component: mitochondrial intermembrane space. The coding region runs from base 1 to 465 and encodes 154 amino acids. NCBI's taxonomy places the organism in Eukaryota, Metazoa, Arthropoda, Insecta, Diptera, Drosophilidae. The transcript has a single exon.
AUGGCAUUCUCUUUCUGCAAGAGCUUUGGCAAGGAUAAAGUGAUCUUUGCUACCAAAGAGGAUCAUGCGGUGCCUAGCAAAAUUGAGUUGCCACCUCCAGAGGCCCCACAGGGUCUUAUCUCCAAGAAUGGGGACAUCAAUUGGAGCUGCCCUUGUUUGGGUGGCAUGGCCACAGGACCCUGCGGUGUUGACUUUCGGGAGGCGUUUUCUUGCUUCCACUACAGCGAAGCGGAGCCCAAAGGCUCCGAUUGCUACGAGGCAUUCCGUCAAAUGCAAGACUGCUUCCAGCAGUAUCCAACGGUAUACAACAAGGCCAAUGGAGCGGAUGAUGAUGACGAUGCGCUUGGAGAUGUUAUGAAUGCCGACAACAAUGGUGCGAGUGUCAAGGAUGUGGAUGAACUGUCGAGUGGAGCUGGAGCUGCGGCUGCUGUGGCCAACACCACUACUGUUUCUAAAGUCGAGUAAAAUGUGUUUAAAUAAAUGUAACCAAAAAACUUA